Molecule: messenger RNA, 2268 nt
Organism: Sugiyamaella lignohabitans
Lineage: Eukaryota; Fungi; Ascomycota; Dipodascomycetes; Dipodascales; Trichomonascaceae
Gene: SEC6
Product: Sec6p
Exons: 1
Coding region: 1-2268 (755 amino acids)
Biological process (GO): exocyst localization; exocytosis
Cellular component (GO): exocyst
Molecular function (GO): SNARE binding
Source: RefSeq, a predicted model, not a curated record
AUGGACCAGACAGCACCCAACAAGAUAGCUGAGCUACUCAGGCAUCAAGAUGACUUAGAGAAGAUUGCAGAAAUAAAACAGAAGCUUCUGCGAGAAAAAGCCGCUAUUGACGGUCAAUUGAAAGCAGGAGUUCAGUCUCAGAUACAAGUACUCUCUCAUGGUGUUCAAUCUCUGGCAGAUGCUAGACAACGCAUUUAUCAGGUACGAGAAGACAUGGAAAAGAUUCAAAGACUUAAAACUGAGAGUCAGGAGUCUGUAGAAGACUUUGAUCGAAUCAAUAACCUGUCGAGAGUAUUACAGAACUUUGAAGAUACACAGAAGUUUGUAAAUAAUUUCAAAACCAUGUCGAGUCAGCUGAACGAAAUCCAGGCAUUGAUUGAUGAGGAAAGCGAAUUUACGUUUGGUUCGGCGAUGCCGAACUUGUUAAGGAUACAUUAUUUAUUAAAUGGGCUACGGGAUGUCCGUGAUGAUGCGUGGUUUCAUGCUCAACACUCAACCGAAGAUGUGAGAAGAACCAUCAAAAAGCACUUUGCUCCUCUGGAUCGUACUAUCGAACAAUUUGAUAGAAUACUGAUUGAUAUCUCUGAGAAUGUGCUUGAGAUUCUGAAAGACGACGACCAUUCACUUGUUGUACGGGUAGCCAAAAUUAUCAACUUUGAAGAGCGACAGGAUCUGGUUUCAGAAAUAUCCAACCAGAUUCAAAGCGAUAAGUCCAGUUCAAAUUCGAAAACCGAUCCAACUCUUUUAUUCAAAAAUAAAAUUUCUAAUAGAGUGCCGCGAGGUUAUCCAGCAAGAUUCUUCAAAGCUAUCCAGAAUUCCAUCCGACAAACCUUUGAUAAUUGUAUGGAACAGUAUCCGCCCAAUGAAGACCCAGAUGCCCUUCUAGACAAUUUGAAUUGGGUCUUUAAAGAACUUGAGAUCACCAAAGAACAUCUUACCAAAUGCGUUCCUGAACGAUGGAAUAUCCUCGACAAAGUUGUCGGUUACUUCCAACAGGAGGUAUAUCGCGUGAUUUCGUUGAUCAUGCAAACGGAGCCCACAGCAGCAACUAUAUUGAACAUUUUGGAUUACGUUAAAGACUACUACGAUACUAUGAAUGAUCUUCUAGGAUAUAGCAGAGACCGUCUCAGUCCAUUGUUGCUUGAUGGUAAAGAAGACGAUCUGUACGAUGACUACCUCGCGCUCAUUGUUUCCAAAUUGCAUGAAUGGUAUAAUAAUUUUGCGAAAUCUGAAAAGGAACCGUUUGUUACAAGACAAACGUCGCCAGAGACGUCGAGCGAGAACACAUAUCAACUACAAGGUGAGCCAGUAAUGUUCAAACUGGUGAAGCAGCAAAUUCAAGUUGCUGCAGAUUCUGGCCAGGGUCGCAUUGUCGUUGGAGUUAUCGAGGAAUGUGCAAAUAUACUACGAGAUCGACAACGUGACUGGUUAAAGGUCAUGAAAUCAGAAGUGGAGAAAGAGGUGAAUGAUCAAGCGACAGAGAAUGAGAAAUCAGACGUAGCUCCUGGUCUGUUUGAGCACCUAAUUGCACUUUCAAACGAUCAAGUUCUUGCCUCUGACUAUACGGAAGGAAUAUCAAGUGAAUAUUCUGGCAAGCUUUCUCAAAAGUACAGCUCACAAAUCGGCGCUCAACUCGAUGAUGUUAUUGACGGAUUCCUUAACGUUGCAAAAUUAUGUACACAUGGUAUGAUUCGGCUAAUUUUCAAUGACCUGAAGCCAGCCUUCGACGCUCUGUUCGACGGAAAUGCAUGGUAUAAGGGGCAGCCGGUUGGCCUGAUCAAUUCAACUUUAGCUGAAUAUUUACGGGAUAGCAAGACUUAUUCUCGGGCAGCAUUAUUCGAAUAUCUAUGUGAGACCCUGGUUGUGGAGCUUGUUGUUCACUACGUUAACGCAAUGGGGAACCGACGCCAUGCUUUGAAAAUACCCAAGGGUACUAAUCGAAUAAAAGCGGAUUUUGAACAACUCUACAACUGUUUGGCAGACUUUAUACCCCAUGACACCAUCAGUGAGAGCUUUGACAUAAUGGAUCAUAUUAUAUACGCGUUAGAAUCGCCUAUAUCUGAGCUUCCAUCAAGUUUACAAGCAUUAAGGCAGAACUAUCCGGACACCCCAUUGGAUGUUUUUGAAAAAAUCGUUUAUAUUCGUAAGGAUAUCGACAGCAAAGAAGGUCGAGAAAUUAUGGCAAGGGUCCGCAACGAGUCUUUGAGUCAAGUUUUAAGCGAAGAUAGUCAACCUUCGGUUUUCACCAGAAGCGUCAUAAAGAGAUAG